CUCUCUGUGUCUAUUUGUGGGUUUAUCCAAUUAUUUUCUUUCCUUAGACAAACAUCAAAUUCACCAAACAAAAACAAAUGCAGUUUCUGCUUUCAGCUAUGCUCAACCAAACAUAGCAUUACACACACACACACACACACACACACUGUUGGUCUCUUUUAUGUAAAUGACCGAAUGCUCCAUUUUUACUGCCUAUUCUCUCCAAAGGCUUGACUGUCUUUUUCUUUAUGGAUUUAGGGUUGGUGGGCUUUGAUGGUUUUGUGUGUUCAGACUCAAGUACUAAAACUAGUAAUGAUUUUUCUUCAGAAAAUGCUACUGAGUCCAAGAACAAAUGGCAUGGAUCUGGAUUUCUCAAGCAGCGAAGGUUUGCUGACACUGUAAAUCCAGAUGAUUAUAUGGAUUUUAAGGUGGCCAAAACUUGUAAUAAUGACAAUUUUUCAGCUGUUGCCUCAAAAGAAAUGCUGAUAAAUCAGAAAAUUCCAUUUUUGAGAUCUAACAGCAGUAAUUUCUCUGAAGGCCAGCAAAUGCUCAGCUUCUCUUCACCCAACUCCCAAACAUUACCUUACUAUCAGCAAACAUCUUGUGCCUUUAGCAGAAACCCAGGCUUGAAUGGUGGUGGUAUGCAUGGGAUGAGAGGGCCAAUAACUCCAUCACAAUGGAUGGAGUUAGAACAUCAGGCCUUGAUCUACAAAUACAUUACUGCAAAUGUGCCCAUUCCUUCCAAUCUUCUCUAUCCUAUUAGAAAAGCCCUUCAAUCUGCUGCUUGCUCAACCUUUUCUGGCCUAAGACACAAUACUUUGGGGUGGGGCAACGCCUUCCAUUUGGGUUUUUCCAACACUGAUCCCGAGCCUGGAAGAUGCCGGAGGACUGAUGGGAAGAAAUGGCGGUGCGCUAAAGAUGCAGUUGUCGACCAGAAAUAUUGUGAGCGGCAUAUGAACAGAGGCCGCCAUCGUUCAAGAAAGCCUGUGGAAGGCCAACCUGGCCAUUCCGUCUCUGGAGCCACCACCACUAUUACUAGCAAGUUGACACCGGUGGCUUCAUCAACAUCAGCAUCAGUGGUCGCUGGAGGCGGUCUCUCACAUGACCAUCAGCUCAAUAACUACCAGCUUGGUUCGAGUAAUUCUUUGUCUGCAACCCCUCAAAUUAACAGGAAUUUUCUUGACAAGGAACAUGUGGACAAGGGAUAUCAACGUACAAUGAGUCUAUCCACUUUAUCUUCAGCAUCAAAUCUGAAAGAAAAUCAAUCUUCUAUUGCUGAUCAGGAUAAUUCAUAUAAAGAAUCUUCACAAUCAGAGUUCCAAUUAGUCUGCUCUAAUUCUUUGUUCAACCCCAUGAAUGAGAGUUCUUUGCUUAUGAACUGCGGAAACUAUGGUAUGGGUAACAAUCUGGAUGAAAAGGAAAGCAAAUCACAGCAUCCAUUUCACCAGUUUAUGGGUGAGUGGACAAAAAACCAGACCGAUCCCUCAGCUUUUUCAUGGGCUGAUGUUAGGACACAACUAUCAGUGUCUAUGCCGAUGGUCACAUCCGACUUCAUGGCUUCUACCUCGUCUCCAACAAAUGAAAACCUUGCAGCCUCUUCAUUGAGAAUGUCUCAGGAACUAGAAGCUACCCAAAUGGGACUGGGAGUCGGUACCCUUGUUAAUGAACAAAGCCAAAGGCAAAUGAAUUGGAUCCCUAUUUCAUGGGACUCUUCCAGGGGUGGACCCCUCGGGGAGGUUUUGAAUAGCACAAAUACCAGCACCGGGGACUCCAAGAACACCACAGCACUCGACCUUAUGAAAGAGGGUGGAAAUAGUAGCCCACAAUCUGCAUCAUCUCCUACUGGGGUUUUACAAAGGGGUGCCUUUGGGUCCGUUUCUAACAGUAGUGCUGGGGAGUAGUCGAGGAGCCCCAUAGCAGAAGACAGCAAGAUACCGGAUGGGACUAUCCGCUGAUAUGGACGAAACUGAUUCUAGUUUAAAGAAUCCAUCUUCACUUGCAUUGCAUUGUCACAACCUACCUUUUAUCUUACUAGUAUUGAAAUCAAAUUAUCUUUCCAGUUGAAUUUUGUUAAUUUCUUGACUCUUUUGUAAUCGUUUUCUUAGCCUAUUGUCAUGGUUUGAUGUUAUAGUACUUGAAUAUUAAUGCAAGAGUUGUAGAUUUUCCCA
Messenger RNA from Olea europaea var. sylvestris, 2147 nucleotides. Its product is annotated as growth-regulating factor 1-like. The coding region runs from base 228 to 1880 and encodes 550 amino acids. Gene Ontology annotation, cellular component: nucleus. The transcript has 4 exons. Lineage: Eukaryota; Viridiplantae; Streptophyta; Magnoliopsida; Lamiales; Oleaceae. Gene Ontology annotation, molecular function: ATP binding. The record is from RefSeq and is a predicted model, not a curated record. Gene Ontology annotation, biological process: DNA-templated transcription; developmental process; regulation of DNA-templated transcription.